Messenger RNA from Columba livia (rock pigeon), 4258 nucleotides. Its product is annotated as G-protein coupled receptor 83. The transcript has 5 exons. NCBI's taxonomy places the organism in Eukaryota, Metazoa, Chordata, Aves, Columbiformes, Columbidae. The coding region runs from base 838 to 2076 and encodes 412 amino acids. Gene Ontology annotation, cellular component: plasma membrane. The record is from RefSeq and is a predicted model, not a curated record. Gene Ontology annotation, molecular function: neuropeptide Y receptor activity. Gene Ontology annotation, biological process: neuropeptide signaling pathway.
CGCUCCCGGGCCCCGCCCCGCCCGCGGAUUGGCGGGUCCGCACCCGCCCGGCCGCACGUGCGGGGUUCGGUACCGGAGCCGGAGCCGCCGCCCCGCGGAGCCGGGGAUGCGCUGCUGGCGGGGCCGAGUGCCGGGGGCCAGUGCUGAGGGGAAAGGCUGUUUCCUCACUGGAGCUGAACCACUGGAAGCAGAAUUCAGUUGUUGUUUGGAGAAGAAAACAUGAGAGAGACUGAAGUCACCCAGCUUCUGAUGUGAUUUCUGGGUUCUGGAUCGCUUUAGGAUAACUGCUGGGGUGAGAAGCAGACAGAAGCUACCUGUGCUCCUAAACCUGAUCCCCAAGCGGCUCUGCCUUUGCCUUUCAACAGAAAAGAACUGGAUAUUUUGAAGUAGAGGAUGAAAACCCCAGCAGCGCAGCCUUCUGAAACUUGGAGGGAAAAUGGCCUCAGGUGAGAACAAAGAAGAAAAUGCUGACGUGGGAUUAAACCAACUUCAAACGCCACCUGAGGCUUUCCUGCCUUUGCUACAUGUAAUAACUGGUUCUUCUCUCCAGCCUGCCUGCGGAGCUGCGGCUCCUCAUGGUCCAUGAAGGGGCUGAGUCUGUGUGGUCCCAAACCAGCCCCUUCCCACCCUGCAGCUGGAACUGCUCGCUGUGCCGCCUCUGCCCCGGAGAGCCCAUCGCAUCCUCCAGCUUCGCCACUUAAGGUGUUUGCAAUGGCAGCUGCAUCUGCACCAGCCUCCUGGCGAGCCGGGCAGCUGGAGCUGCGGCAUCGCUCGCUGUGCCCACCGGAGCCGUGGUCCCGGCAGCCCCGGGCUCAGUGAGGGCUGCGUGGACCCGCCAUGCCUCGCUUGCUGCUCCAGUCGCACAGCUCGCAGGCCGUGGGGCUUCUGGAGGAGCUGGACCAUUCCUCUUCCUUGGCCAAGCUCAUGUCAGUCUACCAAGCAACCAACAGGACCACCUUCAACUGGACAGACAGCCGCAUCGUUGAGUGGGAGAAGUUUGCUGAGCUGGCUAAAUAUGAGCCAGAAUCCCAGAAACCAACAGUGAAAGCCCUCCUAAUCGUGGCGUACUCGGUGAUCAUCAUCAUGUCUCUCUUUGGGAACACGCUGGUGUGCCACGUGGUGCUGAAGAACAAGAGGAUGCACUCGGCCACCAGCCUUUUCAUCGUCAACUUGGCCGUGUCUGACAUUAUGAUCACGCUGCUCAACACGCCUUUCACCCUGGUUCGGUUUGUGAACAGCACGUGGGUCUUUGGAAAGGCGAUGUGCCACAUCAGCCGCUUCGUGCAGUACUGCUCGCUGCACGUCUCCACGCUGACGCUGACGGCCAUCGCCCUGGACAGGCACCAGGUCAUCCUGAACCCGCUGAAGCAGAGGAUGUCGCUGACGAAGGGAGCGCUGAGCAUCGCUGUGAUGUGGCUGCUGGCAGCCUGCUUCUCCCUGCCCCACGCCAUCUACCAGAAGCUGUUCCAGUAUCACUACAGGGAAGCCACUGUCCGGAGUUUGUGCCUCCCCGAUUUUCCUGAGCCCACAGAGCUGGUCUGGAAGUACCUGGACCUGUCAACCUUUCUCCUCCUCUACCUCCUGCCUCUGCUGAUCAUCACUGUCACCUACACGCGCCUGGCCAAGAAGUUGUGGCUCCGCAACGCCAUCGGAGAUGUCACCACGCAGCAGUACAUCACCCACCACAGGAACAAGAAGAAGAGCAUCAAGAUGCUGAUGCUGGUGGUGGUGGUCUUUGCCGUCUGCUGGUUCCCUCUCAACUGCUACGUGGUGCUCAUCUCCAGCCUCGGCAUCAAGACCAAGAACGCCCUCUAUUUUGCCCUGCACUGGUUCGCCAUGAGCAGCACCUGCUACAACCCGUUCAUCUACUGCUGGCUGAACGAGAGCUUCAGGGCGGAGCUCAAGUCGCUGCUGUGCAUGUGCCAGAAGGUGCCCCGGGCGGAGGACAAGGCGCUGCCGCCCGCGGGGCCGUCGUGCCGGCAGGCCUGGCUGCAGCAGCCGGGGGGCCCGCAGGGGCCUGUCCCCGAGCGCCUGUGCCCCCCCGGGACCACCCGCACGGCCAACACCGACCUGUGAGCCGGGGGCCUCAGGUGAGUUCGCUGCAUUCACUGGACAGCAAAGGGCGUCCCCUGCUCCUCCUGCGGAAUCGCUGCUGCGGCUCUGGGGUCUCGCUGCUGCCUUGUCCCACAGCAGCAUCCCCCGCGCUGGGUGGGGGCAGCAGAGCCCCCAGCCCUCCCUGUGAGCCCACGGCUGCUCAAGAGCGGGGACGCGCAGGGGACGUGGGUGGCUGCAGACCUGGGGAUCUGCUGUCGGGGCUUCCCACCCGAUGACGAGCGGAGGGACAGGGACCCAGGUUUCUGCCAUUGCUCGUGCUGUCCCCAGUCACGGGCCCCUCCCGGAGCUCGUAACGUGCCACAACGCGGGGCUCUGCAGAGCUGCAGGACCCGCUCCCACCUGUCUGGACAUCCAGGGUGACUCCAGCCAUACAGGCUUUCACCAGAUAAGUUACGCCAAAGCCUCCCCCGGCAACGAGGGUCAGCCCAUAGCAAUUUCCCCCUCGCUCCAUCUGUCCCAGCUCGUCCCCACGCCGCUCCAGAGGAGGGGGCGCUCACCGGGCAUCGGCACAGCAGCCUCAGGUGGCUCUUGGGUGGAUAAAUCCAGUCCAUUGAGAAUUUCUUUUUGUUUCUGUGAUAAAUAGAUUUGUUCAGGAAAUAAACCUACCCUGGCACUAAACAAAAGGCUGCAAAAAUUGUCAUCAGAGCUGUAGCAUUCACUAACGGAAGAAUGAAAUCAUCCUCCAAAUUACUAUUUGCUGUAAAAGAGUUUCAUUUAAACAACAGAAUUGACUCAGACUGAGAAGGUUUUCUUUACAGUCCUGGGAAAAAGAAUGUAAUGCAGCUGCGCUGGGGAGGCAGGUCAAAAAGAGCCACAGAGCGAAGGGAAGAUGUAGUGCCUGAGAGAGGAAAAGAAAGAAAAAGACAGGGAAAAGAGGCAAUAGACGCAGAAGAACCCAGAAGUGCUGCAGCGGCCGGGCACUGGGGAGCAGGACCUGGCCUGGCCACGAUGUCCCUUCUCCAUCACACCACCCCCUUGAGAACCGCACCGAGACCACGGGGGCCAGACUUCUCCCCAGCGUCCCUGGUGAGCUUGAGCAGCACAGAGACAAAAGAGGGAAAAAUUAUUGUUACUCACCUGUCCGUCCAGACGGUGGGUUCAAUAGUCAUAAGUCCUUUGUGGGAAUAAAGCGCUGUGUGUUCUGAGCUCCAACAGGCCCUGGUUAAUCCUUCGGACCUCGGUGCUGGUGACGGGUACGUGCUCAGUGGUGACACCGGGGCUGCAGCUGGGGUGGCCACACACUGGUCCUCAGGCCUGAAAUUCCUAGGGACAUGCUGUACUCCCAGCAAGAAAACCCCAAACAGACUGCUUUGGAUCGGGAGAGUGCAGCGUUGGUGCAGCCUCACCUGGAGCACUGUGCCGUUCUGGGCCCGCGAUCUCAGAAGGGGUGAAGGUCCCGGAAUGUGUCCCCAAGAGAGCAAAGAAGCUGGUGAGGGGCUGGAAGGAACGUCCUGUGAGGGGCGGCUGAGGGCGCUGGGCUUGGUCUAGUUGGUGACCCCCAGGUGACGGUUUUCAGCAGUUUUGGGGUCGGGGAUGCUCCUGCUCUGCCCUGGGACUGAGCUGCUGCCUUGGGAGGAAACAGGGGGACCUGGGUGGCUGGUGGGGACCAUGAUGUGCUCCCACCACCUUCCAGGGGAGGGUCGGUCAGACAAAGAAGGGAAUCUAAGCAUUGACUGUUUUUUCCCCGUUUGCACAGUGAGAAGGAACUGGAGAGAAGGGGGGUGGUCCCUUCCAGGUGACCCCACUUGGCCACGUCCCUGCACCCUGGGGAUUCACCACAGCACCUGCACAAGGAGAGCAGAGCAGAGCAGAGCAGCGGAUCCUGAGUGCAGCAGAAUCCAUGGAGACAGGAGCCCCAAGGCACUUCCCUUGGAAAUGGCCAGUUCCCUGGACACGUGAACCAAAGGCAGCCUGGGCACAGGCACUGCCCUCUCUGGAGACUGCAGUGUCCCUUUGCACUCAAAACACAUCCUUCUGAGCUUUUCAAAGUGUUAAAAGCAUCUCUAAUUAAUGAGCAUCACCUCAUUUACUUAUUACAGAGAAGCUGUUAUUUGCCUUUUUACUGUUCUUCACUCCUCAUCAACUUAGAGUGCAAGGCCCUCAGACUACCAUGUAUUCCAUUAAAAUAUUAAUUCAAUUAAAA